GCCUAGAGAAAUUUAUCUCAUUUGUUACUUUUUUUUUUUGCAUUUUGCUAUCCAAGAUUGAAUGCUUGUGUAGUCACAGAUAAGAGAGGGAGAACUGGACUUAUAACCCAUUGAAGGCACUAAAGCAAGAACAGCAACUGUACCACAGUGCUUUAGGGACAGAUGACAUCCAGGUGCCUUCAGAGUCACACCAGCUUUUCAUACUUAAUGUCUACAGAGAAAUUGUCUAACUGAGAGCAUCCAUUAAUAAGGGAAAAAAGCUGGUAAGUGAAGAAGACAGCAACUAAUUCCUGAAGAUUGAAGAAGUGCCUAUUGUGUGGAUGAAUUGUCUCACAGUUGUUUGUUGCUGUUUCUGUCAUCUACUUGUAAGGCUAUUUGGGAUCAUCAGUUUUUCAGCUGCAGUUGUUUCUGGGAUUAACUGCUUUUGUCUAUAGCAUGUGACAGCUUAAGGCAUGAAAAUUACAGAAGUCAACAUGUGGGGACAGGCAGAAUAUGAUUAUCUGAAACUGCGUGACAAUGGGACAGAAACUAGAAAAAGAAAGAGCUAUGAACUGCCCAGGCCUGCUUUGUAGUGAGUUAUUUGGAUUUGUUGGUUUUUACGCAAGUGCAUUAGGCUUGGGAUUUUCAAAUUAAAAGAUGAGUUUGAAUUGUUUCCCAAGUAUUUCUGCUUCUGAGUGAUUAAUCAUUCAGAGAUGAACAGUGCCAACUGAUUACAUUUAUGUAGAGAAUAGUUUUGCAAGAGAAGGACAAGAAGGAUACCUAGAUGACCAAAACACUUCAGUCACUUCUGCCACAUUUCUGCCCCUCGAAGGAGAGAUGAAGGCUGGGGAAGGUGGUAGAAAGGGACAAAAGAGGAAUGUCAGAAGGCUGAGAGGUGUAGCAACUGGUGAGCAGUGUUGCAGUGGGUGCAAUCCAUCCUAUGGGCUACAACACCUUGUGCCAUCUACAAGGUUUGCAUAGGGUUUGUGUGUACAUGUCUAUGAGAGAAAUCCUGCUGCUGAUGUAAUAAAGUGGGUUUUUUGAGAAAUUAGGAGCUGCAGUAAAGCGAUUAUUUCCAGUUUUGUUCCCAUAUCUGAUCUGUCCAUGUUGUGAAAAACAGGCAUUUACAAUGUCUCUGUAUCCCUCUCUAGGUUCUGAAGCACCUGCGCCACUUAAAUUUCACCAGUAACAUGGGGGAGCAAGUGGACUUUGAUGAGUUUGGAGACCUGGUAGGGAAUUACUCAAUAAUCAACUGGCAUCUCUCUCCAGAGGAUGGCUCAGUCAUCUUUGAGGAGGUUGGGCACUACAAUGUGUAUGCCAAGAAAGGGGAGAGGCUCUUUAUCAAUGAAAACAAAAUCCUGUGGAGUGGAUUCUCAAAGGAGGUGCCCUUCUCUAACUGCAGCAUGGACUGCCUGCCAGGCACCAGGAAGGGCAUUAUUGAAGGAGAGCCCACAUGCUGCUUCGAGUGUGUGGACUGCCCUGAUGGGGAAUACAGUGAUGAAACAGAUGCAAGUGCUUGUGACAAGUGCCCUGAGGAUUACUGGUCUAAUGAGAACCACACAUCCUGCAUCCCCAAGCAGAUAGAGUUUCUAUCCUGGACAGAACCCUUUGGAAUUGCUUUAACUCUCUUUGCUGUGCUGGGAAUUUUCCUGACUUCUUUUGUCCUGGGAGUCUUCACCAAAUUUCGCAACACUCCCAUCGUCAAGGCCACAAACCGAGAGCUGUCUUACCUCCUCCUCUUCUCCUUGCUCUGCUGCUUCUCCAGCUCAUUGUUCUUCAUUGGAGAGCCCCAGAACUGGACUUGCCGUCUGCGGCAGCCAGCUUUUGGCAUCAGCUUUGUCCUCUGCAUCUCCUGCAUCCUAGUGAAAACCAAUUGCGUCCUGCUUGUCUUCGAGGCAAAGAUCCCCACAAGCCUCUACCGAAAGUGGUGGGGCCUCAACCUCCAGUUCCUCCUGGUCUUCUUGUUCACAUUUGUGCAGAUUGUCAUCUGCGUGAUUUGGCUCUACACAGCCCCACCAUCCAGUUAUCGAAACCAUGAGCUGGAGGAUGAAAUUAUCUUCAUCACCUGCCACGAAGGCUCCUUGAUGGCCCUUGGGUUCCUCAUUGGCUACACCUGUCUCCUGGCAGCCAUCUGCUUCUUCUUUGCCUUUAAGUCUCGAAAACUGCCUGAGAACUUCAAUGAAGCCAAGUUCAUCACCUUCAGCAUGCUGAUCUUCUUCAUUGUCUGGAUCUCUUUCAUCCCAGCUUAUGCCAGCACAUAUGGCAAGUUUGUCUCUGCUGUGGAGGUGAUUGCAAUACUGGCUGCCAGCUUUGGGCUUCUGGCCUGCAUCUUCUUUAACAAAGUCUACAUCAUCCUCUUCAAGCCUUCCCGCAACACCAUUGAGGAGGUACGCUGCAGCACAGCUGCCCACGCUUUCAAGGUGGCUGCCAGGGCCACACUGAGACGCAGCAAUGUGUCACGCAAGCGUUCCAACAGCCUCGGAGGUUCCACUGGUUCCACCCCAUCCUCCUCCAUCAGCAGCAAGAGCAACCAUGAAGACCCUUUUCCUCUACCGGCUUCUGCUGAGCGGCAGCGGCAGCAGCAGCGUCGGUGCAAGCAGAAGGUCAGCUCUGGGAGUGGCAUGGUCACCUUGUCACUGAGUUUUGAGGAGCCACAGAAGAACGCCAUGGCCAACAGGAACGCCAAGCGCAGGAACUCCCUGGAGGCCCAGAACAGUGAUGACAGCCUGAUGCGGCACAGAGCCCUGCUCGCUCUACAGAACAGCAAGUCCCUCAGUGCUGAGCCUGGCUUCCAGACAGCAUCCAGCCCAGAGACCAGUUCACAGGAGUCGGUGGUGGGAGACAACAAAGAAGAGGUACCAAACCCUGAGGCAGAGCCCUCCUUGCCAUCAGCUAACUCCCGAAAUUUUAUAGGCACUGGAGGCAGCUCUGUCACAGAAAACACAGUACAUUCCUAACAAAAGAAGGUCAUGAAAAGCACUUCCCCAAGAGGAACUUGCUCACCUCUUGCUUCUGAAUGGGAAAGAUAACAAAGAUACAUAUCUGUGACACAGUCCCACCACACAUUGUUGCUAUCGCCAGCCGGGUAAAACACAUGCCUCCAGAGGAAAGACUACCAGAAGCCUGUGUCUGGGGAGCCUUGAACUGAAUUUGCAGUUGCUUUACUGAAAUCAGGACAUGUGGGGAGGACAAGUGAAGAUUGCCUCUGGUGGGGCUUAAACAGAACUCUGCAUACUGUCUUGCCUCUGUAAGCUUUUCCUGCCAGACUGCAACUCAGCUGACUAUGGGAGGCACUGAGCAAUUCCACAAUACUCUGCUUUUACAUUUAUGUAUAAUAUUCCUCUUUCCCACUAUGUAUAAUAUUCCCUCUUUAUCCAGUAUAUGUGAUCUGUAACCAUGUGCAUCAGGACUCUCAGCUGUUCAAAAGCAAGAUACACGGUUUCACUUGGGGAAAGCACGGUCACUGGGAAAAUAAAAAAGCCCCCAACAUCCUGCAUGCUGUGUACAGCCAAGGGUGUGAACAUGUAAAGUAUUUAAUGUGACAGAGCACCCUGCUAUUUAUAUUUAGUAAUUUCUCCUCAUUUCUCCCAGUUUCUCCUCUCUGCCCAGCAGGAAAUACUGGACAAUACCCUUCAUAGACUCCAUUGCACUAGACAAAGCUACUAGGUUCCUACUGGUUUCUUCCAGCAGAUGUAGCUUUACCUCCAGCCUGCCUGCUUUGGUGGAAGGGGAGAACAGAUUGUAAAUCCCCCUGGAGAUUGCUGCGAGAGCACAAUGAGAUGUAUUUGUGAUUGAUUAUGUCGCUAGUAGUUGUAUGCUUAACAAAGUGUUGCUGCUGUAAUAUUCCACAUGGCAUACGUGGCUAACCCUUCCACACCAUAGUCAGUGUUGUGCUUUGCCAUAUUAAUCCGCCUCAUACCCACACAUAGCAUUGCGCUGGUUGUGACAGUACUUGUGGGCCUGAUACAAAGCCAAUGAAACAAGGUGAAAUAGAGAAAUAGCCCCCAAAUUUGAUAAUAUUUGAGAUGAAUAUUGCAAGUGUGCAUGCUGGUAGAGGAUGGAGUAAAUAAAAAGUACAGAGUUGGGCUCUGGGACAUGCAAACAGACAAAUGAGUAAAUUGGAUGUUUGAUUCCUGCAGGCUUUCAACUACGUUAUGUCCCUCUUGUUCCAUCUUGAAGAGGUAGCAUCUAAAGCAGGAGGGGUGCACCAUGCCUUGAUGAGAGUAAAGACUUCAAAAAGCACAUCAGAACUUCAUUAGUCCUGGCUCUUGUUCAACAUCCCAUAAGUAGACAUGAGUGCUCCUGACUGUGCAUGGUGUGUCUGGUUCCUCUGCAUUCUGCAAAUGUUGAAGUAAGAAAGUCCUUAGAAUAGAUUUCUGUUGCAGCCUGAAGAAAGAAAGAGUGAUCCUAGGCAACCUGGCAGGAAGGGCAAGGCUAUUCUGUAAAAUUUACAUCCCUCUUCCCAGAUCCCAUAUGCAAGAACAGGCAUUUGUCAUGAAGAUGUGAGUACCUCCCCUCAUCACACGCAAAGGCACUCUAAACCACUGUGGAAAGGUAUGUAGGCCUGCUACUUAUUGU
Meleagris gallopavo (turkey) is the source of this 4557-nucleotide messenger RNA. The record is from RefSeq and is a predicted model, not a curated record. Lineage: Eukaryota; Metazoa; Chordata; Aves; Galliformes; Phasianidae.